UCCUCGUCGUCCUCGGCCUCCUCCGCCUCGUCGUCCCCCGGCUCGCUGGGGCCCAGCCCCUCGGACAGCCCUCCGGAGGCGGGCCCGGGCCCGGCCGUGAGCGGCGCCCUGCGCGAGCUGCUGGAGGCCUGCCGCAACGGGGACGUGGCCCGGGUGCGGAGGCUCGUGGACGCGGCCAACGUGAACGCCAAGGACCUGGCCGGCCGCAAGUCGUCCCCGCUGCACUUCGCGGCCGGUUUUGGAAGGAAAGAUGUGGUAGAACACUUACUGCAGAUGGGUGCCAACGUCCAUGCCCGAGACGAUGGUGGGCUGAUUCCUCUCCACAACGCCUGUUCCUUUGGCCACGCUGAAGUGGUGAGCCUGUUGCUGUGCCAAGGGGCAGAUCCAAAUGCCCGGGACAAUUGGAACUACACACCCCUGCAUGAAGCAUCUAUUAAAGGAAAGAUAGACGUGUGCAUUGUUCUGCUGCAGCACGGAGCUGAUCCAAACAUUCGCAACACUGAUGGGAAAUCGGCCCUGGACCUGGCAGACCCUUCGGCAAAAGCCGUCCUCACAGGUGAAUACAAGAAGGAUGAGCUCCUAGAAGCCGCGAGGAGUGGUAAUGAAGAGAAACUGAUGGCUUUACUGACACCUCUAAAUGUGAAUUGCCAUGCAAGUGACGGGAGGAAGUCCACUCCUCUACACCUGGCCGCGGGGUACAAUCGCGUCCGGAUAGUCCAGCUUCUCCUUCAGCAUGGCGCUGACGUUCACGCCAAAGACAAAGGUGGGCUCGUGCCUCUGCAUAACGCAUGUUCUUAUGGACACUAUGAAGUCACCGAGUUGCUUUUAAAGCACGGAGCUUGCGUCAACGCUAUGGAUCUCUGGCAGUUCACCCCUCUCCACGAAGCCGCCUCCAAGAACCGUGUAGAAGUUUGUUCUUUGCUGCUUAGUCAUGGAGCUGAUCCCACCUUGGUCAACUGUCACGGCAAGAGCGCUGUGGACAUGGCUCCCACGCCCGAGCUGCGGGAGAGGCUGACGUAUGAGUUUAAAGGUCACUCUUUACUCCAAGCAGCCAGAGAAGCAGACCUGGCCAAAGUCAAAAAGACGCUUGCUUUGGAGAUCAUCAACUUCAAGCAGCCUCAGUCUCAUGAGACGGCUCUGCACUGUGCUGUCGCCUCCUUACACCCCAAACGUAAGCAAGUGACAGAGCUCCUACUGCGGAAAGGAGCAAAUGUGAAUGAAAAGAAUAAAGACUUUAUGACUCCCUUGCACGUUGCCGCGGAAAGAGCCCACAAUGACGUCAUCGAGGUCCUCCAUAAGCAUGGAGCCAAGAUGAAUGCGCUGGACACACUUGGUCAGACGGCUUUGCACAGAGCGGCCUUGGCAGGCCACUUGCAGACCUGCCGCCUCCUGCUGAGUUAUGGCUCCGAUCCCUCCAUCAUCUCCCUACAAGGCUUUACGGCUGCCCAGAUGGGGAAUGAGGCCGUGCAGCAGAUUCUGAGUGAAAGUACACCUGUGCGCACCUCAGAUGUCGACUACCGGCUCCUAGAGGCAUCCAAAGCAGGAGACUUGGAAACUGUGAAGCAACUCUGUAGCCCUCAGAAUGUGAACUGCCGAGAUUUGGAAGGACGCCACUCGACCCCUCUUCACUUUGCUGCCGGCUACAAUCGGGUGUCUGUGGUGGAGUUCCUCCUCCAUCACGGCGCAGACGUUCACGCCAAAGACAAGGGUGGCUUGGUACCCCUCCACAACGCCUGCUCCUAUGGGCACUACGAGGUGGCAGAGCUCUUAGUGAGACAUGGGGCAUCUGUCAACGUCGCUGACCUGUGGAAGUUCACACCUUUGCAUGAAGCGGCUGCCAAAGGGAAAUACGAGAUCUGUAAGCUUCUCUUAAAGCACGGAGCAGACCCAACCAAGAAGAACAGAGAUGGUAACACGCCUUUGGACUUGGUGAAGGAAGGGGACACUGACAUCCAGGAUCUGCUCAGAGGAGAUGCUGCCUUGUUGGAUGCUGCCAAGAAGGGCUGCCUGGCCCGAGUGCAGAAGCUGUGCACACCUGACAACAUCAACUGCAGAGACACCCAGGGCAGAAACUCAACCCCGCUGCACCUGGCAGCAGGUUACAAUAACCUGGAAGUAGCCGAGUACCUUUUAGAACAUGGAGCGGACGUUAAUGCUCAAGACAAAGGAGGCCUUAUUCCUUUACAUAACGCUGCGUCAUAUGGGCACGUGGACAUCGCGGCUUUGCUGAUCAAAUACAAUACGUGUGUGAACGCUACAGAUAAGUGGGCUUUCACUCCGUUACAUGAAGCAGCCCAGAAAGGAAGAACACAGCUGUGUGCCCUGCUUUUAGCCCACGGUGCAGAUCCAACCAUGAAGAACCAAGAAGGACAGACGCCUUUAGACCUUGCAACGGCCGAUGACAUCCGAGCUUUGCUGAUCGACGCCAUGCCCCCUGAGGCUUUGCCGACGUGUUUCAAGCCUCAAGCUACUGUUGUGAGUGCCUCUCUCAUCUCUCCAGCCUCCACCCCAUCCUGCCUUUCUGCUGCAAGCAGCCUAGACAACCUCGCCGGCCCCUUGGCGGAAUUGGCAGUAGGAGGGACUUCCAAUGCUGGGGAUGGAGCAGCAGGAGCACAAAGGAAAGAAGGGGAAGUGACGGGUCUUGACAUGAAUAUCAGCCAGUUCCUCAAAAGCCUGGGCCUUGAACACCUCCGGGAUAUAUUUGAAACAGAACAGAUAACCCUAGAUGUGUUGGCAGAUAUGGGUCAUGAGGAACUGAAAGAAAUAGGCAUCAACGCAUAUGGACAUCGUCACAAACUAAUCAAGGGGGUGGAGAGGCUUUUAGGAGGGCAGCAAGGCACCAAUCCUUACUUGACUUUUCACUGUGUUAAUCAGGGAACGAUCCUGUUAGACCUUGCUCCGGACGACAAGGAGUAUCAGUCAGUAGAAGAAGAGAUGCAGAGUACAAUCAGAGAGCACAGGGAUGGAGGUAAUGCCGGAGGUAUCUUCAACCGAUACAACGUCAUUAGGAUUCAGAAGGUUGUGAACAAGAAGUUACGGGAACGAUUCUGUCACAGACAGAAGGAGGUGUCCGAAGAGAACCACAACCAUCAUAAUGAACGCAUGCUGUUCCAUGGCUCUCCUUUCAUUAAUGCCAUCAUCCACAAAGGAUUCGAUGAGAGACACGCCUACAUAGGGGGCAUGUUUGGUGCUGGGAUUUAUUUUGCAGAGAAUUCUUCCAAAAGUAACCAGUAUGUUUAUGGAAUUGGAGGUGGUACUGGCUGUCCCACACACAAAGACAGGUCCUGUUACAUCUGCCACAGGCAAAUGCUUUUCUGUCGAGUGACUCUUGGGAAGUCCUUUCUCCAAUUCAGCACCAUGAAAAUGGCCCAUGCACCCCCGGGCCAUCACUCUGUUAUUGGCAGACCUAGUGUCAAUGGUCUUGCAUAUGCGGAGUAUGUGAUCUACAGAGGGGAACAGGCCUACCCGGAAUAUCUCAUCACAUACCAGAUCAUGAAGCCGGAUGCCCCUGCCCAGACAGCCACAACAGCGGAACAGAAGACCUAGGAAAGCCCGGGCAGAAGCCAGAUGGGACUUACACCUGAGACUGGAUUACAUGUGAUUGUUUCCCAAAACCAAGACACCCUAUAAAAAUCCUGACAGCCUAGAAACCAGCCGUUUGUCUUUUCUAAAGCAUCGCUCUAGUGAGGACUGGUCAGAGAACCUGGUCCACGCUCCGCUGCUCCCGUCCCUUUGUGGAAACAUUGACCAGGGUGGCCUCUUCCCAUGGCCCGGGGGGGAUCACCCUCCCUGCACGUAGCCAACUCAGUAGAGAACAAGACUGCUUGGGUCUAGACUGGGGGACACUGCAAGCGGAGGUGUUCUCAGUGUGCACCUGCUCGGGUUGUUUCAUUCGCAUACAAACGACAUGAAGCCCAUGCCCAUGGACCACACAUUUUUAGAGAUGCGUAAUCAGCUAUUUAUUUUUUUGGGUGGGUGGGGGGAAGAGUAUUUGAAAAUGAGCCAGGACCUUCUUGAGAAUAUUUUGCACAGUCCAAAUGACUAAAAUCCUCAGCAAUGCAAAGCAAGCUUGUAUCCUCACCAAGAAGGGUUCGGGUCUGAUUCUUCUCUGGGUUUUGUUUUUGUGUUUGCGCUUGGCAUAGACUGCUUUGCUGUAAAAAACAGAAUGAGCGUUUUCUUUUCAUUCUGGCCUGUUUUCCAGGGGAAGGGCACCAGAAUAUCCAGGGCUUCAUGAGCCUGAGAUGAGUUUACAGCCUCCCAAGGUGGGGGUGAAAAGCAGGUGACUUCCCCCUGCUGGUCAGUGUGCCAGUGUGUCUUCACUGGGUUUGACCCAGGGAGGGGGCUGUCUGUCCAGCAGUAGUGUGCAGUGCACCUGAGGUGACAGGAUCCUUGAGGUGUGCAGAGGCCUCCAAACAAAGUCCAUACAGGCAGUCCGCAGAGUAGCUGGAGGGUCAUCUACAUGAACGGGGCAGGCAUCAUCCUUCAAUUUGUGCAUCCUUCUUACCCAAGAGACGUGGCAAGUGGAGGAACUGUGGUGAAGCCCAAACGUUUAGCCAGCACAUGAGGCAGGCCAGGUUUCCCUCAAGUUUGAGGUUUAUCUCAGUUCAUUUGUUUGGUCAGAUUGAAAUGUGCCCAACGUUUUCUUAAUCAAAAGCGUGGACACUCCAGCCCUUCCUGAUAUGUUUCAGAGGUUCGCUUAGUAGAGGUGUCACUGGUAUGAAACGAUACUGGCUUGGCUCAGCUUUGUGUACCAUGGGUCCGCGUCUGGAGGUGGGGAGACAGGAGACCCUUUGGCGCCUGCUCCAGAGUUCUGUUUUGCUCGGUUCAUCGCACCCUGCGCUCCAUCGUUUCAUUGAUCUUGAAGCAGGAAUGGCCAGCCUUGAAUGAGAGUGCCAGAGUAGCUGUCCAGAGCAAACUUGGAGCCUUUUUUUUUUUUAAAGACGCUGGUAGCUGAUUCCCCUCAUAACCACCUAGGGCAGCCUAAGGUGUCUCAGUCCUGUCCAAAAAGUUGGAAACAAUCUACCUGGGUUUCUUUUUAGACACUUUCCUCUCGGGUUGAGCCCGUCGCCGCCUAGCCCUGUAGGCCUGGCUGGGCAUUUUGGGCCUCUCAGGGUGUCAGCAGGAGAGAGCACCGGGGCAGCAUCCCCUGAAGUGUCAGUGACUUCAUCAGGGGAAGUGAGUGGGUCUUGGCCUAGAGCAUGAAAGUCCCAGUGGCCACAGAAGUAAAAGUUUGACCUUCCCUUUCAGCCUUCAGCAAACGAGGGGAAAGCUUCCAUACAUAGUAGGUAGUUUUCCCUUACUGUGAGAAGUGCCCAUUACCUGCCCUCCCUGUGUAGGUCGAAUUCUCCAUAUCAAACACAGCUGUAGACCUCAGUGAAGCCACAAGGUUCAUUAGCAUAGUGUCCAUGGGAAGGGAUUCUGGAAGGAAGCCAGCCUCGGAGUCUGUUACUGUUUGUGCUUUCCCCUGUGAUAAUGGAAUUAUUGGGGAUGCUGGGUUCAGACGAGCUCCUUAGAAGAAGGGAAGGCGGCCAGCCUUAGUGUCUGAAGUGGUAAGAAGAGGGAGGGAGCAGCGAGGAAGACUCUUGGACUAGGUCUUGUCUGGUAGUGGUUAGAGUCUGCAGAACUGAGGAACAGGAAAGGACUUUGGGAUGGUGGGGUACGUGAGAUUCCUGGGUGAGGGCAGGUUGGCCCUGGGAUUUUUCUGCAGUAGACCACCCUUGGGUUCAGAUCUAAAGUCAUGAUCACCAUUGUACUCAAAGGUUAGGACAAGUCUAAUGCGUUACAGCAGGGGAGAAGGCCCCCAAAUGAUUAUGAGUAGCGUGUUAAAUGUCAAAGUCACGUGAAUUUCCCUUCUCUUUGAAGAAAAACCAGCCAUCUGGAGGUCAUUGCUGUAGUCUAUCUAAAGCUUGUGUCUUCUGAGGCAAGUAGAAAAUGCAAAGCUGUUGUGCUGACCAGAGCCUGGCACCGAUGGGUCUGGGAGGUGUGGCCUUCCUGGCGUGGAUUCUUCUCCUUCCCCCCUUCCACCUUCUCCUUUGGCCCUGCUCACUUUCCUACCAUCCUUCCCCUGGCCCAGCCAAGAGAGAUCACUUUCCUCCCCACUCUGGUGGCACCUUGCAGCACCUAGCCCAGGGCCUCAGUGGCAGCUUAGCCAGAGGAUCAGCCAACAUCAUAGCGAGCCAACCACAGCUCUUCACUUUAAACAUUCCCAGAUAUUUAGCCCCUCAUGCAAAUGAAAUAGAGUCAUCACUCUAGGGUGUUUUCUUGGGUUGAGACACCUUGUGCAGGAGCCACAAAUGAACAGGCUUGGUAUCAGCAGCUCUGCCUCCCAGAAUACAUAGAAGAAAGUGCUCAGCAUUACAUUGCUAUAAAAAAGGGUGUAACGCUGUCUUCUAUUUCAUCUCCCCACUCCUACGAAGAGUGUGGACACACUUGUGUGUAAUCUCCUAGGCCCUUUUCCCUAGUCUAGCCAGACCCCAGUCUUCUCCAACCAGCUCUAAUACCUACCUUCCUUCCAGGCUCUAUUAGGCUAAAGAGACUGUAAAAAUGGAAUCUUUUUGGCCUUCUGGGCCAAGUCCCUGGACUGACAACAUGGAUUUCACCUCAGGAAUGUACUUUGCAAAGCAGUCGGUAGAUCUUUCAGAUGUCCCAUUGGUACUAGUAGAAGGAAAGGGAAUGGAAUUGCAGGUGGCACUUAGGUUAGGGAUGCCCACCUUGUUAACAUGAACUUAUCUGAAGAGCGCCAUCAUCUGAAGGCUUCCCGAGUUUCUUGCGCCUUUCUGAAAGCUGUAGAAAGCUCUAAUUACAACCAGCACUUAGUCACUGUGCUCUGUGGAGACAGGAGGCCAACCACGAGAGUUCCUCUGCUGUAACCCUGUUCCAUCCCAUCUGGUGCCAUUCCUUACCCGUUCAUACCCUGGCCUCCCCCGACCUGUGCUUCCUUUAGGAUGAGAAGCUGGCUUGUGAGGUAAAGAAUGGGUUCGGUAUCUCCCUGGUGUCGUGCGGUUUGCCAUAGGCCUCCCACUCACUAGGAAGGAAGGAAUGGAAACAUUUACAUAUUGGAUAGGAUUGCUAUCUUUAAAUUUUAAGAGGAAACAGAUUUGUUCUGCAUAGUCCUUCCCAGGAGGUGGAAUUGGUACCAGCUGGGAGAUAGUCCCGGAGGUGGUUGUCAGUCCUGCCUUAGAGGGAAGCUUUUCCUAACGACCCCAGCUGUAAGAUAGCUCCUUUCCUUUCACAUGGAGGGCUAACUUGGUGGGGGAGAGGAGGGGGGAAGCAUCCGUCUGUCCGACGGGACUGGACUGGACUAGAUGACUUCUCUGGGCUUGUCCACAGUGAAGAUUCUAUGAUUCAGAGUCCAGUGAGACGAUUGGGCAUUUUGUGGAAACGUUUCCUGCUGGGGGUGGGGGAUGGGGGCCGUGUACUUGUCAUCUGCCUCCCUAUCUGGCUACACUCCAAAGUCAUCCCCAGGGUUUGGAAAAAUGGUAGGAAAGUGACCAAAACAUCCUGAAUAGGCUACCAUAGGGCUCCAAACCUAAUCCCAGAAUGAAACCCUGUAAGAUGGAAGUCUCAAGCUGGACACUUUUUACUGAUUUGAAAUAAGUUCCUGGAGUGAAGUUGAAGUGAAAGCCAGAAGACAGCUAUACAGAGUUUAGAUCUUGCUAGGGCCGGUAUAGCCGUUUGAAGACCAGUUUGGAAAGGAUUUUGAAGACAGGAUGAAUCCAGGUGUCUUGACCCUUUCUGCCUUUCACAAAACAUACUUUUGUUGGGUGGUGCCAAGGGUCCCUUCCUGAUUCAAGAGCCUCUAGAUAAAGGGCAGGAAGACUGAGGACAAGGGUCUCCCCAUGUGCCCCAAGGAGUUUUAGAAUAAGGUAGUGAAAAGGCACCCUUGCUUAGGGUCAGUUUGCAGGAAAGGCACCUUCCCUUCCGCCUCCUAUUUUUGAGGCCAGGGAAGCUGAGUUGAUGCAUACACACUCAGUCUCUCUGCUCUGCUACAUGAUUGGGUCUGUGGUUUCAUCAGUGGCCGGGGGCGGGGGGGGGGGGAGGCGGGCACAAGCGGCAGCCCCCAGUAGAGGUCCACCCUGCUCCCUUCCCCUCUCGUUUCUGGCUCCCAGGGCGGCCCUGUAGCCAUCCGGCUGUUGUCUCAGAUGCUUGCCUUGUGACCAGCCCACCUUUCCCCCAUCCUUGUUCUCUGUCUUGUCUUUCACACCAUUUUUCACUCGUACAAGUUGUCCUUGGUAAAAUAUGUUGCAGGCUGCUUGCCACACAUCAUGACGUUGGGUUACUAGUCAUGCUGAUUCUUCCAAAGUCAUGGUGGUGAACGAUUCACAGCCAUAGAACAGCUCAGAAGACUUUGGGUGUCAGAAGACGGGGGUCGGCAGCAGCCGCACCUGGCUUUCCAGCAAGUGCCGAUGCGUUCAUCUGUGACGUGAUCUGUCCCCUUCAGCUCUUCCUGUGACUGCAUAUUGCCUGCCUCAGAUCCCACUGUUGGUGCCUCCUUUUUUGGUAGCCGUAUUUGUACUUGCUUACCUUUUAGCUCAAUGAUGGAUCAGUAGAAGGAGGUGGUGCAUUAGAAGGCACUUUGACAGAAACCGGCUUUUCCUUGGCGGCAGCGGCUGGAGUGUUGAUUUCGGUUGUGUUCCCAGUGGUGGUGUUUGUCUUGGUGUGUCCCAGGUCACGGCCUGGGGGUUUUUGUCGUCUCUGUAUUCAGUCCGUCGUGACUCCGUGGUUUUGGUUUUGACCCGUUGGCCCUUGUCCACUGAUGCCGUGGAAGGAUGCUUCCCAGGCAUGCAGAGUCUUUUGUCACUUGGAGCUGCUACAACAGCCACCUUUUCUUUUCCUCGUCCCCAACCCCUUCCUUCUCGCUAAAAGAGGCUAUCUGCCAAGGUGACCUCCCUGCUGGCAGGUUUCUAUUUCAGACAUGGUCGUGUUGAUUUUAACUUGUAACUGCUUUGGCUUUAUGUCUAACCUGCAGUACUUGUUAUCAUUUAGUAACCAAUAAAGACAUUUUGGAAGCAGC
Molecule: messenger RNA, 9013 nt
Organism: Trichosurus vulpecula (common brushtail)
Lineage: Eukaryota; Metazoa; Chordata; Mammalia; Diprotodontia; Phalangeridae
Gene: TNKS
Product: tankyrase
Cellular component (GO): cytoplasm; nucleus
Molecular function (GO): NAD+ poly-ADP-ribosyltransferase activity; protein binding
Source: RefSeq, a predicted model, not a curated record